Nelumbo nucifera (sacred lotus) is the source of this 1476-nucleotide messenger RNA. RefSeq names its product E3 ubiquitin-protein ligase RSL1-like. Lineage: Eukaryota; Viridiplantae; Streptophyta; Magnoliopsida; Proteales; Nelumbonaceae. Gene Ontology annotation, molecular function: ubiquitin-protein transferase activity; zinc ion binding. The record is from RefSeq and is a predicted model, not a curated record. Gene Ontology annotation, biological process: protein ubiquitination.
GAAGUCUACUGUCUGAGAAGGAUAGAGGGAGAGCUUGAAAGUAAGAUAAUAUUUGAGUCCAGCUCCAAAAAGAGAGAUAUCAGAUCAUUCAUUUCCUAUUCCCUUGUGGCUGACGACGAGCGUGCAGCUAUCAUUAUGGUUGGAGAGGAGAAAACAGACGAAAAAAUUGCAGAAAUGCUGCAAUUCGAGGAGUAUUUGUUCAUUGCAAAAAUGGAGGGUUGUGAAUCUCCCCAUCAGUUGGACUGCGAGAUUUGCAUGGAAAAGAAGCCUGCAGGAGAGAUGUUCACAAACGAGACCUGCUCUCACCGCUGCUACUGUCGUGACUGCAUAGGUAAACAUAUAGCAGCAAAAGUUGAGGACAACGUUUACAAGGUGAAAUGCCCGAUGUUGAUAUGCAAGGGGGUGUUAGAACCCAGUUGCUGUCGCUCACUGGUCCCAGAACAAGUGUUUGACCGGUGGGUGAAUCUGCAUAGCGAGCCGUCUGUAACUCCUGAACGUCGAUGGAUUCCUUGUCCUUUCAAGGAUUGCGCCAAGAUGCUGGAGGUAGCCCAAGGAACAGACAUCAAGUGCAAACAUUGCCAGAGAUCGCUUUGCUCUGUUUGCGGGCUUCAGUGGCAUUCAGGCCAUGGAUGUGAGGAGUUUCAGAGGUUGUCUCAUGAGGAGAAAGAUGAUCUCAUGAUGAAGGAGCUUGCCAAGAACAAAGGGUGGGGAGAGUGUCCAGGGUGUGGGAUCUUUGUGGAAAGAGUGGAAGGUUGUUUACGCAUCACUUGCAGAUGCAACAUUGAGUUCUGCUAUAAGUGCCGUUGCAAGUGGACUGAAACUCAUGCUGGGUGCCAAAUGGAGUAAGCAUGGAGAAGAACAGAUCACAAAGGCAAUAUAAAGCAAUUGAAGGUCUGCACAUCUCUCAUGUUGGCUCCUCCAAAUUGCAUAUUCCUAGUAGUUAUGUUGUUUAAACAAUGUUCCUAGUGGUUCUACAUAGUGCUUAAAAUUUACUGUCUGUGUAUCAGUUUUGUAAAGUUAACAACUCUAUAUUUGUAUUUGAAGCUCUAGUUGGUGAAAGAAGUUUCUGUUUCGAGAUAAGAGAAACCUUCUAAAAAGUAAAGAAGGUAGGGUUCGACUAUGAUAGCAGAAAAAUUUGUAACCAAUCAAGUGGCAUUUAUCAAACUUCAUGGGGGGUUUGAUUGGUCAAAGAUCUUCCAGUAUCAUUUCUCUCCGGCAGCAUAGAUUUUCCCCGUAAACUAAUGUGUCUGAAUAUUAACUUUCUACUGUUUUUGUCCUAUCAAUCAACUAUAUCAAACAGACAAUGACAUACCCCAACAACAGUCUCCUUAUUGCUUACAACCCAUGACUGUCUACCAUACUUUAGAGCUAGUUCAGUUGCCUCCUAUUGUCACUCAUCUGACAGCAAGGGCUAACAUCCUUCCUCUGAGGGGUUUUCUUUCAAAGCAUGAAAGCACAUAACUUCCAAUUUUGCUG